AUGGUCAAGGCCGUUGCUGUUCUCCGUGGUGACUCCAACGUCAAGGGCACCGUGACCUUCGAGCAAGCAGAUGAGAGCCGCCCUACCACCAUCUCCUGGAACAUCUCGGGCCACGACCCCAAUGCCCAGCGUGGUUUCCACGUUCACCAGUUUGGAGACAACACUAACGGCUGCACCUCUGCUGGCCCACACUUUAACCCAUUUUCCAAAACGCAUGGCGCUCCCGGCGAUGCUGAACGCCAUGUUGGUGACCUAGGCAACAUCCCCACUGAUGCUCAGGGCAACGCCAUUGGCUCUGUCGAGGAUCACCAUGUCAAGCUGAUUGGAGAGCACAGCGUGCUUGGACGCACGGUCGUUGUUCAUGCAGGCACCGAUGAUUUGGGCCGGGGUGGAAACGAAGAAUCGAAGAAGACCGGCAAUGCUGGCCCUCGUCCCGCUUGCGGUGUCAUUGGCAUCGCUGGAUAA
Messenger RNA from Ophidiomyces ophidiicola, 465 nucleotides. RefSeq names its product Superoxide dismutase [Cu-Zn] (gene SOD1). The record is from RefSeq and is a predicted model, not a curated record. The transcript is spliced from 5 exons. NCBI's taxonomy places the organism in Eukaryota, Fungi, Ascomycota, Eurotiomycetes, Onygenales, Onygenaceae. Gene Ontology annotation, biological process: removal of superoxide radicals. The coding region runs from base 1 to 465 and encodes 154 amino acids. Gene Ontology annotation, molecular function: copper ion binding; superoxide dismutase activity.